AAUGUAAUCUGGUGGAGGGAGAGGACCAUGUGGAGGUGAACGGGGAGAUUUUCCAGAAGCCUUUCGUAGAGAAGCCUGUGAGUGCUGAGGACCACAAUGUCUACAUCUACUACCCCACAUCUGCAGGAGGAGGCAGUCAGCGGCUCUUCCGCAAGAUUGGCAGCAGAAGUAGCGUCUAUUCUCCCGAGAGUAACGUCAGGAAGACUGGAUCCUACAUCUAUGAGGAGUUCAUGCCUACAGAUGGAACGGAUGUAAAGGUGUAUACUGUAGGUCCUGACUAUGCCCAUGCAGAGGCCCGUAAAUCUCCCGCUCUGGAUGGGAAGGUGGAACGAGACAGUGAGGGGAAAGAGGUCCGUUACCCAGUCAUCCUCAAUGCCAGAGAGAAGCUCAUCGCAUGGAAAGUCUGUUCGGCUUUCAAGCAAACCGUGUGUGGGUUCGAUCUGCUCCGUGCCAAUGGCCAGUCAUACGUCUGUGACGUCAAUGGCUUCAGCUUCGUCAAGAACUCCAUGAAAUACUAUGAUGACUGUGCAAAAAUCAUGGGGAAUAUCAUCAUGAGAGAGCUGGCUCCACAGUUUCAGAUCCCGUGGUCGAUCCCUUUAGAAGCAGAGGACAUUCCCAUAGUUCCCACAACCUCUGGGACUAUGAUGGAGUUGAGGUGUGUGAUUGCGGUGAUUCGACAUGGUGACAGAACUCCCAAACAGAAGAUGAAGAUGGAAGUUCGACAUCAGCGGUUUUUUGACCUCUUUGAAAAAUGUGAAGGUUACAAAAGUGGAAAACUGAAAUUGAAAAAACCAAAGCAACUCCAAGAGGUGUUGGACAUUGCCAGGCAGCUGUUGGUAGAACUCGUCCAAAAUAACGAUUCAGAAAUUGAAGAGAGCAAAGCAAAGCUUGAACAGCUGAAAACAGUCCUUGAAAUGUACGGCCAUUUCUCUGGCAUUAAUCGCAAGGUUCAGUUAACAUAUCUGCCACAUGGCUGCCCUAAAACAUCCAGUGAAGAGGAAGGCGAUUACGCUGGCUUUCCCGGCUGUGGCCUUCUCCGUCUGCACAGCACAUACAGGCAUGACCUGAAGAUAUACGCCUCUGAUGAAGGACGCGUUCAGAUGACUGCUGCAGCGUUUGCUAAAGUAGCACGACCACCUUUAUUUUCUCCAUUGGAUUGCGAUUACGCUGGCUUUCCCGGCUGUGGCCUUCUCCGUCUGCACAGCACAUACAGGCAUGACCUGAAGAUAUACGCCUCUGAUGAAGGACGCGUUCAGAUGACUGCUGCAGCGUUUGCUAAAGAUCCUUCAUCAGAGGAUCGUUUCCAUGUGGAGCUUCAUUUCAGUCCAGGAGCUAAAGGCUGUGAAGAAGAUAAAAACCUGCCAUCUGGAUUUGGAUAUAGACCAGCAUCUAGAGAGAAUGAGGGCUCCAAGAAGAAAUCCCAUAAUGACAGUGAUGAGGAGGCCGGUGGUGCUAAACGUGACGAGCCGGAUCGAGCUCUGAUGAUGUUCCGCCCCAUGGUGUCCGAUCCCAUCUACAUCCACAGGAAGUCCCCUCUUCCCCGCUCCAAAAAGAUCGGCUCUGUGGAAGAAGAGAGCCCCCUGAGUGUGUCUAGCCCUGACUCUAUAGGUACCUGGAUUCAUUACACCUGUGGUGUGGGUACUGGGCGUCGAAGACGCAGAUCAGGGGACCAAAUAACUUCCUCCCCAGUCUCCCCCAAAUCACUGGCUUUCACAUCCAGUAUUUUUGGCUCAUGGCAACAGGUUCUGUCAGAGAACAACAGCCACAGCAGACCCAGCAGACUGCACCCGGAUCUCAAGCUCACACCUGGAAUAGGGUCUCAUUGCGCUGGCUUGUUUAGCACCAUGGUGCUGGGUGGCUCCUCCAGCGCACCUAACCUACAAGAUUACGCUCACGCACACCGUAAAAAGCUGACCUCCUCUGGCUUCUUAGAUGAGGCUACGCGUGGUUCUGCUGUAAAAAGAUUUUCUAUCUCAUUUGCGCGACACCCAACCAAUGUGUUUUCCAGUAUGUUCAGUGGUUUUGAGUUGUACUCCAUGGUUCCUUCAAUCUGCCCCUUGGAGACCCUCCAUAAUUCCCUGUCUCUCAAACAAGUGGAUGACUUCCUCGCCUCCAUAGCCAUAUCCCAUGAUCCAAUACUGGAAAUAUCUGCAUCCUCCCCAGCUGUGCCCUCAAAGAAGACUCCUUUGAACACUUACACUCCAGCAAAAGUUUUGCCCUGUCCUUUCACCCAGUCUCUUGGCAAGAAGACGUGCUCACCAGAGAAGAGUGCAUCAGAUCAAGUUGAUUUUCCAGCCAGAAAACCCAGAGGCGUUUCAGAGCAUGGUGCGAGUAGCGGCAAAACCUCACAGCCAAGCUCAGAGACCAAGCAGCCCAAGCCUGCUCCCAACAUUUCCAUCCUUCUUCCACCUGAAUCUCAUGACUCUGCUGUUAAAACCCAACAACAAUCCAGUGGCACAGCAACACAUGAAACCCCUGCUCUAGAAAACAAGAGUGCUACGAAAACCGUGUCAGGCUUUUACACAUGACAUCCAUCUACAAACCCCCAACCAGGGCAAAAACACGGCUAUCAAAGCACACACGCCAAGCUCAUGGACAACUGAUGCAUACGUUUACUGGACCCAGUGAACUAAAACUCACAGAGCAUGUUACAGGCCUCACCUCAUUACUUUUAGUGACAAAAAUGUGUCAUAAUUAGCUGUACCUUUAUUUGCAUUUAUAGGAACAUCUCACUGAAUGUUUGAUACCAAAACACAGUCCACCAAAAGAUAUCACGUUGUUGUAAAUACAAUCAUAUCGUAGGCUUAUUUAGCUUUUCCAUUCACCUUGAAUGGUUCAGAAGAAUGUUACAUUUAUCUUGUAUAUUUGAAUGUUCAAAUGGAAAAGCUCGCAUAGAAUUACUUGUCAUAGUAUGACAUGUUGCUGCAGCUGGUUUUAAAUCUUUUGGAAUAUUUCAUGAAUGCAGCACUUUCUGGGGCCUCAUCAAACAAGGUCCAAAGUGAUAUUUCUUGUUUAGAAUCAUAUUUUUAAUGCGUAGAUUUGAUUACGAUCAGACCGUGCACUUCUUUCCCUCCACUGCAGCUGACAUCUGCCUUAUGUUAACAAGUACUUUUCCAUCAAACUGAAAUUAAACAUGAAUGUUGUGUAAAUUGGGAAUGAACUUUGGCUGUUGGUAUUUUUAAGUUCAUGAAAAAAACAAUGCAUUAGAAAACUGUAAGUGGUUGAAUAGUUCUUUAGUAGCCACCUUUUCAAUUCUCAAGCCCCAAAAUAAUUUGUGUUCUAAUCUAAUCACAUAAUUUUCCACUUUUCUGCAGAGUGUAGCUCCAAGCUUCUCCAACACACCAGCCUGUAACUUUGUAUUAAUCCUGAAGACCUUGAUUAGCUGGUUUGGAUGAGUUUGAUCAGGGUUAAAGCUAAACUAUAUAUAAUAUGGCCCUGCAGGAACAGAAUUGGACAGCCAGGAAAUGUUUGGGAAGCACUGGAUCAGACAUCAGUAGUGUCUAGGGCUGCAUUUACACUUCCGGUCUUGAUGCCCACUUCUGAUUGUUAACUAUAUCCAAAGUUUAACAACCAGCUUACAUCAUCUUUUAAAAUAGACCCAUAACCAUUAUCUGCAUUUACACCUUACACUUGCAACACCUUACGAAACAACCCAAAGUAGGCGAACUGACCCAGAAACAGGGUUGCCAGGUCUGCGAAACAAAACCAGCCCAAUCACAUUUUUCUGUGGUGCCCUCCAUCGGGGGUCCACUCGCUUUAACCCGCGGACUACAAAACAACCCGCAGCAAGAGUGUAAAAGUAG
Messenger RNA from Sinocyclocheilus grahami, 3803 nucleotides. Its product is annotated as inositol hexakisphosphate and diphosphoinositol-pentakisphosphate kinase 2-like. The transcript is spliced from 21 exons. Gene Ontology annotation, molecular function: inositol hexakisphosphate kinase activity; 5-diphosphoinositol pentakisphosphate 1-kinase activity. The annotation marks the transcript as partial. Lineage: Eukaryota; Metazoa; Chordata; Actinopteri; Cypriniformes; Cyprinidae. Gene Ontology annotation, cellular component: cytosol. The record is from RefSeq and is a predicted model, not a curated record. Gene Ontology annotation, biological process: inositol phosphate biosynthetic process; inositol metabolic process.